Molecule: messenger RNA, 1820 nt
Organism: Drosophila takahashii
Lineage: Eukaryota; Metazoa; Arthropoda; Insecta; Diptera; Drosophilidae
Product: oocyte zinc finger protein XlCOF6
Cellular component (GO): nucleus
Molecular function (GO): zinc ion binding
Source: RefSeq, a predicted model, not a curated record
UUGCAGUGGAUACCUGACACAUUUGUACUCAAUUACAGAGAGAUGGACUCGUCAGUAUGUCGUGUUUGCCUGGAGAGCCAUCCGAACAUGGUCAAUAUUUUUGAAGGGACACAUGAAGCUGGAAUCUCCAUUUCCGAUAUGAUUUCUGAGUGCACCGGCUUUAAGCUUGAGAAAGGGGAUCGACUUUCCCAAACCAUUUGUACUUCCUGCCUGCAGGAUGCGCAAAAUGCAUUCAAUAUAAAGAACACCUACGAAAGGAGCAGCUUGUUGUACAGCCAGCUAAAAAAUAAUUCCAAUGAGGAGAAUCUUGUUAACUUUCAGUGUGAAGUACAAGUGAAGGAAGAAGACGAAGAUUGUCCAAUCAAAGAGGAACCUGAACCAGACCUGUGCCAGGUGAAGAACGAACCUCUUGAUGAAGACGCAUUCGAGGAGGAACACAGUGCUAGUCCUUUUUCAGACUACGACAAUCAGUCCGAAGGUCAAGUGAAGAUCGAGGAAGAUGAAGAUUAUGGAAAUGAUGAAUAUUGUGAGCCUGAAUCUAAGGAUGGGGAAAAUAACAAACCCCAUAAAUGCUCCCAAUGCCUUAAGACUUUUACAACGAAAACCAAUCUUAAGCGCCACAUGCUAAUUCACGCAGAGGAUCGACCGUUCAAGUGCACCCUCUGUUCAAAGGAUUUCCCCACCAAUGGAACUCUUCAAGAACACAUAAAAUCACAUGAGCGACUCUUCAAGUGUACUUACUGCUCUAAGGGCUUCAAACGUAAAUUACAUCUUCAGGACCACUUGCGUAUACACACAGGAGAAAGACCCUUCAAGUGUUCCCACUGCUCAAACGAUUAUAAAAAUAGUGCACAACUUUACCGUCACAUGCAACUGCAUUUGGGAAAUCACUUGAAGUGUCCCUACUGCCCGAAAACUUUUGGACGGAAAUCAUACUUGGAUUUUCACUUGGCAAUUCAUACAGGAGAACGUCCGUUCAAGUGCACUGAAUGCUCGGCGACUUUUGUGAAAAAUGCCAAUUUUCGGGAUCACAUGCGAACGCACACGGGAGAGCGACCUUUCCAGUGCACCCAGUGCCCAAAGAGCUAUACUAAAAAGUCAAAUCUUCAGAAUCAUUUGCGUUUUCACACUGGAGAACGACCCUUUAAGUGUACUCGUUGCCCACAGGAUUUCACACAAAACAAAUAUCUUCAGGAUCACUUGCAAUGUCAUGUUGGAGAAGUCUUCGAAUGUGACAUCUGCUUAGAAACUUUUGAAAGCAGUUCCGAUUUAAGGCUUCACUUGUUAGUCCACCCAGAGGAACGACCGUUCAGUUGUGCUGAAUGCUCAGCGACUUUUGUUAGCAAUGGGUCUCUUGAAACACACAUGCUUACACACGUAAUAAAAGGUGCUUUUGAGUGCACCGAGUGCCCGAAGAGUUUUAAAAAUAAGACACACUUAAAGAUUCACUCGGCAGUCCACGCUACGGAGCGACAAUUUAAGUGCAAUGAAUGCCCAAAAACUUUUACGAGAAGCGAUUCUCUUCGAACACACAUGCGGAUCCACACGGGUAAACGACCGUUUGAGUGUACCCAGUGCUCAAAAACUUUUUAUACAAAGGCUUUUCUCGAGAACCACUUGCGCGUACACUCAGGAGAACGGCCCUUUAAGUGCACCCACUGCUCAAAGGGCUUUAAAAAUCAAGGAAAUCUUCAGGUACACAUUCGAAUUCACACAGGCGAGCGACCGUAUAGCUGUUCCCACUGCUCUAAGAGUUUUAACCAGGGUUCAACUCUAAAGAGCCACUUAAAAACCCAUAAGGAACUUAAUUUGUAAUAAGU